Hirundo rustica (Barn swallow) is the source of this 578-nucleotide messenger RNA. RefSeq names its product golgi transport 1A (gene GOLT1A). Bases 1 to 399 code for a protein of 132 amino acids. The transcript is spliced from 5 exons. Gene Ontology annotation, cellular component: membrane; endoplasmic reticulum. The record is from RefSeq and is a predicted model, not a curated record. Gene Ontology annotation, biological process: endoplasmic reticulum to Golgi vesicle-mediated transport; retrograde transport, endosome to Golgi. Lineage: Eukaryota; Metazoa; Chordata; Aves; Passeriformes; Hirundinidae.
AUGGUGUCCCUGAGCGACUUCCAGCGGCUCGGGGUGGGCCUGGUCGGCUUCGGCCUCUUCUUCUUCCUCUUCGGGAUCCUCCUGUACUUCGACUCCGUGCUCCUGGCUUUUGGGAACCUCCUCUUCCUCACCGGACUGGUCUUCAUCAUCGGCUUCCGGAGGACCUUCACCUUCUUCUUCCAGCGGCCCAAGCUGAAGGGCACCAGCUUCUUUUUCGGGGGGCUCAUCGUGGUGCUCCUGCGGUGGCCGAUCCUGGGGAUGCUGCUGGAGGCCUACGGCUUCAUCUCCCUCUUCAAGAGUUUCUUCCCGGUGGCUUUCGGGUUUUUGGGCUCUCUGGCAAACAUCCCCCUGCUGAGCCAGCUCCUGCAGAAAAUGGGGGACAGCGGCUCCAUGGUGUGACCUGAGCAGCUCUGGGCCGAGUGGCUGCGAUGGGACUGGGUGACAGAGCCCUGGGUCCCGCUGUCCCCGGGAGCUGGUGGCUGUCCUGUCCCCAGGACCCUCAGUGCUGGCCAGAGCCCGCCCCAGCAGGGACAGUGUCCCCUCGGUGUCCCCUCGGUGUCCCCUCAGUGUCCCCUCAG